UUUACUUUACUUCACUACAUUCCUAAAGAAAAUGACGUGAAUGGGUGAGAGAAGUCAGACGCAUCAGUGUCAGACGGAGUUUACAUUUGUCAACAGUUCUAUUGUUUAUAUUUACCUAAAACAUACCAGUAUUGUUUAUCGGCGAUGGAUUGUAAUAAUAACGUUUAUUUUCCUUCUGGCUACGUGUUUUUCUAGUCACACGACAUAACAUUAUCUCCAAGGUGCGUUUGUGAAAAUACAAACUACUACAUUUCCCACAAUUCAUUUGGUUAUCGUCUGGUUUUUGUCGGUGAUUGGUCCGUGUUUAAGGAAGAUAGGGGCGUUAUCUACAGAUUUUUAACCAACCGGUGCUGCGGAUAUGAACUUCCUGCUCGGCAAUUGGCUCAUAGUUGAAGCCUUCCCGUGAUGCUUUGCUGCGGCAGCUUGUAAUUCAAAUCGGCAGGACCAAUCACAGGCGGGUGUAACGAACAGAGCAGCAUUUAAACUUACAGCUAGCUAGUUGACACUGUUGUUCAACGAAGAGCAGAGUAACAGCGGGGGAAACUCAUUUCUUACCUUUCUUUUUUUGUUGUUGCAACCCUAUUCAGUUAUAUUUAGUUAAAUCGAUUGAUUCUUGGGCAUCGUACGCUACAUUUGAGCAAACAGUUUUGCUAGUUUUGGGCACCUGAAUGGUUGGUUUUGAUUUGAAAUCAGUGGUUUGCUCGAAGGGUGGAUGGUUGGCUAACUAGCCUGUCUAAAGUGUGGUAGGUAGCCAACCUUUUUCUGUAUUGGAUUUUUAUUUAUUUUAAAUUGUAUUCUUUUUUUUAUUUAGAUUUGUCAACUUGUAUCUUUAUUUUCUGCCUUUCGUAAACCUGAAGAGCACUUUUAUAUCUAAUAUGAGUGCACCGGUAGCCAAGGCGGCGAAUCCGUCGGCAAAUGUCGACCCCAAAUCGGCACCUCUCAAAGAGAUCCCAGAUAUUCUAGUGGAUCCCCGGACAUUGAAAAAGUACACUCGGGGAAGAUUUCUCGGUAAGGGAGGCUUUGCCAAAUGCUACGAAAUCACAGAUAUGGAAACUAAAGAGGUUUUCGCCGGUAAAGUCGUCCCCAAAUCCAUGAUCCUCAAGCCUCACCAGAGGGAGAAGAUGAGCUCUGAAAUCGCCAUUCACAAGAGUCUCGACAACCCGCACAUUGUGGGAUUUCACGGCUUUUUCGAGGACGACGACUUCGUCUUUGUUGUUUUGGAAAUUUGCAGGCGAAGGUCUCUGUUGGAACUGCAUAAGCGUCGUAAGGCGAUAACAGAGCCAGAGGCUCGGUAUUAUAUGAUGCAGCUGGUUAAAGGCUGUCAGUACCUCCACAAUAACAGAGUGAUACACAGAGACCUGAAACUAGGCAACGUCUUCCUCAGCGACGACAUGGAUGUCAAGAUAGGUGACUUUGGCCUUGCCACUAAGAUAGAAUUCGAGGGGGAGCGUAAGAAGACUCUGUGUGGAACUCCUAACUACAUCGCCCCGGAGGUUCUCUGUAAGAAAGGACACAGCUUCGAGGUCGACGUCUGGUCUCUGGGCUGCAUCCUGUACACUCUGCUGGUUGGUAAACCUCCAUUUGAGACGUCUUGUCUGAAGGAGACCUACAACCGCAUCAAAAAGAACAACUACACUAUCCCCUGGCAGAUCAACCCGGUGGCAGCGUCUCUGAUCAAGCGGAUGCUGCACGCCGACCCGGCCCAGCGACCCACCAUCUCCCAGCUGCAGACCGACGAGUUCUUCACCGAGGGGUACAUCCCCCUGCGUCUCCCCACCACCUGCCUCACCGUGCCCCCGCGCUUCUCCAUCGCUCCCUCCUCUCUGGAGCCCGGCCAGAGACGCCCGCUCACCGCCCUCAACAACAAAGCAGGGACAGAGAAGGUGGAGCAGAAAGAGGAGGCGCUGCUCAGAGAGAUUCCAGAGGCCACAGACUGCAACCUGAGUGACCUGCUGCAGCAGCUGGACACCUGCAACGCUGCCAAGCCCUCGGAGAGAGGACUCAUACGAAUGGAGGAAGCAGAGGACCCAGCCUGUGUCCCCAUCUUCUGGAUCAGCAAGUGGGUCGACUACAGCGACAAAUACGGACUGGGCUAUCAGCUGUGUGACAACAGCGUGGGGGUGUUGUUUAACGACUGUACCAGGAUGAUCAUGUACGCUGACGGGGACAGUCUUCAGUACAUCGACAAGAUGGCUGCCGAGAGCUACCUCAGUGUCCGCUCCUACCCCGCUACGCUAUCCAAGAAGAUCACGUUGUUGAAGUACUUCCGUAACUACAUGUCGGAGCACCUUCUGAAGGCGGGCGCCAACAUCACGCCUCGUGACGGAGACGAGCUGGCCCGUCUGCCGUACCUCAGCCACUGGUUCAGAACCAAGUCGGCCAUCGUCCUCCACCUCACCAACGGCACCGUGCAGAUCAACUUCUUCCAGGACCACACCAAGUUGAUCCUGUGUCCGCUGAUGGGUGCUGUGUCCUUCAUCGACGAGAGGAGAGACUUCCGAACCUAUAAGAUGUCUCUGAUCGAGGAGUUUGGCUGCUGUAAGGAGCUGGCCAGCAGGAUGCGAUACGCCCGACUGAUGGUGGCCAAACUACUGGCCUGCAAGUCCUCCACGCCUCACUAACCAACCAGCCAAUCAACACCGUCCUCUCUGGCCCCGCAGCCUAUCACAGCCCAGGGUGGAGGGCAAGGUGUUUAUCCCCCCCCCCCCCCCCCUGACUAUAAUCCACUUCCUGCUGUCUGCUGGCCAAUCAGACUGCUGGAUCUACCAACGGUCUCUAAUGUUGAAACAACGUCUUAUUAUAGUCACAAGUGAUCUGUCUCUUCCUGUCCUGUCUGUGUUUGUCUGAGUUAACAUCCUGUCUGUAAUCCCCUUCUCUGUCUGGUCUGUAGUGCGCUAGGUGAGGUGGGAAACGAACCGUGUUGUGACAGACUGUAUCAUGUACAUGCUUCUCAAUCUUUUAAACCUGUUUUUACAUGUCGUUUUCAACAUGACUUUCCUCUUGUACAAAACUUUCUGAAGGUUUAAUUAAACGUUUACAUGUUUUAAAAGUUGAAUAUUCUUCCACAUUAAUAAAGUCUUGAAAGAG
Molecule: messenger RNA, 3087 nt
Organism: Salvelinus fontinalis (brook trout)
Lineage: Eukaryota; Metazoa; Chordata; Actinopteri; Salmoniformes; Salmonidae
Gene: plk1
Product: polo-like kinase 1 (Drosophila)
Exons: 10
Coding region: 876-2621 (581 amino acids)
Biological process (GO): mitotic cell cycle; protein phosphorylation; regulation of cytokinesis
Cellular component (GO): nucleus; cytoplasm; centrosome
Molecular function (GO): ATP binding; protein binding; protein serine/threonine kinase activity
Source: RefSeq, a predicted model, not a curated record